Molecule: messenger RNA, 2591 nt
Organism: Entrophospora sp. SA101
Lineage: Eukaryota; Fungi; Glomeromycota; Glomeromycetes; Entrophosporales; Entrophosporaceae
Source: the annotation of a GenBank genome assembly
CCAACAUGGAUGUUUCUACUGUUCUUACACCACCUUCUUCACCCAUUUGUGCUUUACAACAUUAUGAAUGUGCAGUUUGUAAGAUCUUAUACAAAACUAAAUCUGGUUUAACACAUCAUAAUACUAUUGUACAAAAAUACAACUUGCAACAUGAAGGAUUGUGCAGAUUGCCUUCUGAUGUGAUAACUGAGUUUAAAGCAUUUCUUGUUCAUGUUAUUCAAAGCAAACUUAAAGAACAUUUUUCUCAAUUGAGUAGACAAGCUAUUUCCUUUCCUUGUUUGGAAAGUUUGUUUUUUGGAGUUUUUGAAGGGUAUAUUCAUUAUUGUAACUAUCGUUCUGGUGAUUAUAAGUGCUUUUUCCAAGGUCUUGAUGCAUACACACAAAUAGCUAAUUUACUUGGCAACUCAAAUUGGGGGCACAAAUUUUUUGAUAAUGACCAACAAACCUUUGUUAUGUUAUUUGAUGCAAGGGUAUCAUUAGCUGAAGGAAAUUAUUUGAAAGGCUCUUGGAGAGAUGUGUUGACAUGUGUUAGUCAAUUAGAAAGAUUUCAAUUGAUCAGUACUGGCGUGGAUCAAACUACUGUUCCUGAUUUGUUUAAUGCUAGGAAGCAACCACGAGUUUCUUUAGAAAGUACUCUUAAUCGUUCUAACUCAUCAAAAAAAUCAUUAUCCAUAAGGAAUUCUACACAGAUCAUGUAUGCUGAAGAUGUUGCAUUAGAAAGUAGAUCAUCUCAAGUAGUAGUUGCUGUUGAUAGAAUAUUUAAUUUUGUUAGCUCAUUGAGUAGUGUGUCUUGGGAAGAAAUCCAAUCGUCGUCGAUGGCAGAACACCCACGUAUAUUCAGUUUACAAAAGAUUGUGGAAAUUUCCUAUUAUAAUAUGGGUCGUAUUAGAAUGGAAUGGUCAAAUGUUUGGGCCAUUCUUGGUGAACAUUUUAAUCAAGUUGGAUGUCACCCUAAUAUUAAUAUUGGAUUUUUUGCUGUUGACUCAUUACGACAACUUGCAAUGCAAUUUUUACAUAAAGAUGAACUACCACAUUUCAAAUUUCAAAAAGAUUUCUUAAGACCUUUUGGUUAUAUUUUAGCAAACAAUUCAAAUAUUUCAAUAAAAGAUAUGAUAUUAAGAUGCAUUCAACAAAUGAUCCAGGCAAGAUCUCAUAAUAUCAAAUCUGGUUGGAAAUCUAUAUUUGGAGUUCUUACAGCUGCUGCAAAAGAACCUCACGAGAGUAUCGUGGUUUUGGGGUUUUGGCUGAGUAGAUUGGUAAUCCAAGACCAUUUUGAUAAAAUUGUAUCAAACAGUACAUAUCCUGAUCUUAUGGUUUGCCUUAGUGAAUUUUGUAAGAAUAAACGAUUUCAAAAGACAAGUCUUCAAGCAAACGAACUCAUAUGUCAAUCAAUACCUAAAAUGAUUGAGGAUCCACAUUACCAAUUAAAUGGUCAAGCUAGUGUUAAAUCAAUUACCAAUGAUGAUCCAUUAUUUAAAUUUUGGUAUCCUUUAUUGUUUGGAUUUCAUGACAUCAUAAUGAAUGGGGAAGAUUUAGAAGUUAGAACAAGAGCCCUAAAUUCAAUGUUUGAUACUCUUAAGAAAUAUGGUUCAACGUUUUCUUUAGAAUUUUGGGAUGUCAUAUGUCGACAAAUCCUUUUUCCAAUUUUUGGAAUUCUGAAGUCAAAAUCGGAUAUUACAAAGUUAACAAAUCAUGAAGACACAAGUGUAUGGCUGUCCACAACAAUGGUACAAGCACUUCGUAAUAUGAUUGAUUUAUUUACAUUUUAUUUUGAUAUCCUUGCAAUCAUGAUGGAUGGAAUCUUGGAUUUGUUAAGCUCUUGUAUAACCCAAGAUAAUGACACAUUAGCACGCAUUGGCAGUUCAUGCUUACAACAAUUAAUAGAGGCUAAUGUGAAAAAAUUGCAACUGGAUCACUGGGAAAAAAUUAGCAUAAUGUUUGUUAACUUGUUUGAGAAUACUACAACAUAUAAAUUGCUUGAUGAGGAUCAUUAUUUCAUCAAGGCAGCUAAUAAAAUUUCAGAGAAAACUAAUGGUGAUAUUAAUUUAUAUCCAGAAGAUAAUAAGGCUGGUUUCAAUGUUUCAACUGUACCAAGGACUCAAGAAUUUAAUGGAAUCAUUGUAAAUUGUUUAUUGCAAAUACUUCUUAUCGAUACUAUUGAUGAACUAUUGAACAACGUAAUUGUGUAUGAAUCAAUGCCAGCAAUUCACCUAUUGAUAAUUUGUGAAUGUUUAGAAAAAUCAUAUUUAUUUGCACAAAAAUUUAAUGAUAAUAGAGAUUUAAGGGUUGCUCUAUGGAAAAUAGGGUUCACAAAACAGUUACCAAAUUUAUUGAGACAAGAAACAAGCAGUGCUUCUACAUAUUUUAAGCUAUUAGUAAAAAUGUAUUUUGAUAUAUCAAAAGAUCGUCAAGAAAAAAGAACAGAAGUUCAAGAAAAAUUAAUAUUAUUUUGUGUACAAGUAUUUGAACAUUAUAAUUCAUUUAAUCCUGAAUCACAAAAAAGAAACAUCAAUGCUUGGACACCAAUAAUAACUGAAAUUUUAAAUGUUUUUAAUAAUCUAAAAGACAAUGAUGUGAGUAUAUAUUUUUGA